Molecule: messenger RNA, 2261 nt
Organism: Phascolarctos cinereus (koala)
Lineage: Eukaryota; Metazoa; Chordata; Mammalia; Diprotodontia; Phascolarctidae
Gene: ADGRG3
Product: adhesion G protein-coupled receptor G3
Biological process (GO): cell surface receptor signaling pathway; adenylate cyclase-activating G protein-coupled receptor signaling pathway
Cellular component (GO): plasma membrane
Molecular function (GO): G protein-coupled receptor activity
Source: RefSeq, a predicted model, not a curated record
ACAGGAAGUGUAAGGGACACUGUAGUCACAGAAUGAUCACAGGGCCUUGUGCAGCUCAGACAGACAUCAGGAGAGAUCUGUCUAGACCUCCCAUGGUGAGAGAAUGAGACUGAGACCAGUCACGGGGGAAUCACAACGCCAACAUACAUCAACACAUAUGGGGAACAUGCUUCUCCAACUUUUCUUCCUGCUUCAAUUGGAUCCUAUGAAGGCCGAAGAGAAAGAAAACAAUUUCUGCUCUGGAGAAGCCCCAGCUCCAUCUCAGUAUGCGGCCGCUCGGUGCUUUGUUUCAUGUAACAGAAGUACUCCAGAGUGUAAGCCCCAGGUGAUAGAGAGAUUCUGGAUAAAGAAGUUCGAAGAAUUGGCUAAAGAAAACUCACCAGUGCCUGUUUUGGAUGAAACUAUGGUGAAGGCAACCAUCCAGAAUAUCGCUGUCAACACUUCCCAAGACCUCUUCUUCUCCAUCUCACCAUCUCAGGUGCCAGUGACACUGACUGGGAAUGAGAUGGAGGCACUUGACAGAGUCCGGCUCCCCAGAAGCCUAUUUGAAAGCCUGAGGCCAAGCAUGAGCUCCGUCCGAGUCAUCCUGGCAGUCAUCAACAUUGGAGAAGGGCAAAUAUUCAAGGGUUCAGCCACUGGCCAGCCGUUCAGCAGCUCUGUGCUAGACAAUCGCAUGGUAGGCAUUCAGGUUGGAACUGAGCCCAUCAAGGAUCUGGUCGAACCUGUGGAGAUCACCUUCUCCCACAAGCAGCAGCGCCAGAACCUCCAAUGCGUUUUCUGGGAUGAUAAUAAAGGCACAACUGGAGACUGGAAACCCAUGGGUUGCUUCACAGAGCAGGGAACCAACCAGACCAUCUGCCGCUGUGAUCACCUGACCUUCUUUGCCCUAUUGCUGAAGCCAGUCCUUGAUGCCACCACAGUGAAGUCUCUGAUUCGAAUCUCUCUUGCUGGCUGUGGCACCUCUCUGUGCUUCCUGUUUUUCACCGUAAUCCUCUAUUUUGCUCUGAGGUUCACAAGGCAGAGGUUCAAGUCAGAAGAUGCCCCCAAGAUCCAUGUGGCCCUUAGUAUCAGCUUGGCCCUUCUGAAUCUCACCUUCAUCAUCAGUCUGGGACACAACUCUCCAGAGCAAGGAGCCUCCUGCCGGGCACAGGGAGGGAUCUUCCACUACUUCCUGCUCUGUUGUUUCACCUGGAUGGGGAUUGAGGCCUUCCAUCUGUACCUGCUGGCUAUCAAGAUCUUCAACAUAUACAUAAGCCACUACUUCCUGAAGCUCUGUCUGGUGGGCUGGGGACUUCCCAUUUUAGUGGUCUUUAUCACUGGAUGCACCAGCAGCUAUGGGCGUUACACCAUUAAGGAUGGGGCUAACCAUACCACCUUGGAGCUAUGCUGGAUAGAGAACAGAACAGCUCUGCACAUCACAGUCCAUGGCUACUUCAUUGUCACCUUCCUCUUUGGUGGCGUGGUCCUGGGCCUGGUAGCUUGGAAGAUUUUCCACCUCCGUGGCUCCAAGGCAGGCAAGGAACAGAGCCCGACCUGGAAGGGAAUCAUCACUGUGUUCAGCCUCUCCUGCUUGGUGGGGGGAACAUGGGGGUUGGUCCUCCUCACCCCAUUUGGCUUGACUGCCAUCUAUGCCUUCACACUACUAAACUCUCUCCAAGGUGUUUUCAUGUUCUCCUGGUUUGCCAUCCUUUUCUACCCAAGUCUAAGAGAGGAGUCUUCCUCCAGUACUGCCAAGACAAACCACAGCAAUUCUGCAUCCCGGGAGUAGGCAGGUCCAUGCCUCUUUCAACACUGAUGUCUGGAGGAACUGACACCAGCUUGUGGGCCUGGUGAUUGAGGGGAGACCCAGGGCUCGGCAGCAAAUACCAACCCGGCCCUAGACUUCUUCACUGCAGCUCACUCAAGUCAGUCUGAUUCUCCUCCAAAUGGGCAGAGGAGUCUGGCAAUGGCACAGCAACCAACUCCAAAAUUGUGAAGAUGAUGAGAUUGGUCUUUGGGAUUCUAUUAACCUCUCCUUUUGAGACUGUGCCUGAUUUUCUCCUCCUAUCCCCUCAUUGUUCUCCCCCACCAAAACCCUCCAACCUUGACCAGAGAUCCCCCUCAAAAAAUCUUAGAUCUUGGAGGAACCUUAGUGGUUACCUACAGUUUAAAGGUUCUCAACUUCUUUUUGUGUGUCAUGGACCCCUCAGCUAGUCUGGUGGAACUUUCUCAGAAUAACGCUAUUAAAUGCAUAAAUAAAACAUAUCACAAAGGAAACCAAU